GAGAGUUUCAAUUCAAAAACUCUCAAGGAGGAUGGCUCGAGGAAUAGCGGCGAAGUCGAGUGGUGGUGCUAAGAAGAAAGGAGUGUCGUUUGUGAUCGACUGCUCUAAACCAGUUGAUGAUACGAUCAUGGAGAUAGCCACGCUUGAGAAGUUUCUUCAGGAACGAAUCAAGGUCGGAGGUAAAGCCGGUUCUCUUGGUAACUCCGUUUCCAUUACCCGAGAUAAUGUAAAGAUCACCGUCAACGCCGAUUCCAACUUCUCUAAACGGUACUUGAAGUAUCUGACGAAGAAGUAUUUGAAGAAGUACAAUCUCCGUGAUGCAUCUAACAAAGACAAAAAUGUCUAUGAGGUACGCUACUUCAGGAUUGACGAUGAAGUAGCUAGUGCCGAAGAAGAUUAAGCUCGACCUUCUUCAUUCAUUUUUAAUUAUACUUAGUCUAGAUUUUUCCUGCUUAGGACGGAUCUCUAUAACUGUUCCUAAAAGUUUUUGCUGUGGGCAUUGGUAUUUUUUGGAAUGAUUUAGUGGUUAAAAUUGACACAAGAAUGAGGACUAAAUUCAUUUUAAAAUUUCUGAAAGAAAAGAGUGACUAAAUGGCCGACUCUUUUUGAGGCCGUGUUGGUUCGGCAGAAUUGAGUGGUUGCGACUCAAUUUAGUUUUGGAGAUCAAAAAUAUCUAAAUAUAUGCAUGCGUAAUUAUUUUUAUUGAUAUGAACAUUAGGCUAAUAACAUUAUUUCUUUAAGCAUUAUGAAUACAUACAUAUCUCAAUGUUAUAUAUGUAAAUUUAUAUAUUUUGUUGACAAAAAAAAGGAUAAAAAUUGGUUUUUGGGUAGAUAGAAUUUGUAUAUUAGUAAAACAAGUAGAUAAUUACAUAGCAAAACGACUUUGAAAAAAAAAAACCAAUUUUAA
Molecule: messenger RNA, 907 nt
Organism: Arabidopsis lyrata subsp. lyrata
Lineage: Eukaryota; Viridiplantae; Streptophyta; Magnoliopsida; Brassicales; Brassicaceae
Product: putative 60S ribosomal protein L22-1
Biological process (GO): cytoplasmic translation
Cellular component (GO): ribosome
Molecular function (GO): structural constituent of ribosome; RNA binding
Source: RefSeq, a predicted model, not a curated record